CCACUCACACAAACAAAACAAUAUGUGCGUGGGUUGGGGCGUGCGCGCGCCCGCAUUAUGAAUAUACCCUGUCGAUGGGAUCCCUACAGGAGUUGUUAGAACACCCGGUUACUCAUCGCCGAGUGGAAGUGACAUAUGCCUGACGAUUGGCACGUGUUAGUGUAGGUGUGAAUAACUGACGCAGGGGGCACACAGACCUGCGCCAACCGUCGUGCAGCAGGGACUGCAGCGUCACGUGCAGCCUUGCUACCCAUCGCCGACCCUUCCAGCACUUGGCCGCUACAAAGCGCCGCUUGUCUCCUAAUCUGUGCUGCUGAAGUUUCUCGCCGAUUGCGGGUCAUUCCAAGGUACAGGUCUGGGAGGUAUUUUUAGGAGACAGCUACAGAACUUGAGGUGUCUGGUUUGUGACGAUACGGAGAUGUGAAGGUAUUAGCGAGUCCUUGCCAUGCGAUGUGAUCUGAACUGUUUUUCACAUGCUUUCAUACCCCUUUACUGCCUUAGCACUUUGUGCGGGUCAUAUGUACCGUUGCUUGGAACUGUGAGGUUUACUGACAAGCGGGUGGGCUGUUCCGGUUGCAGUUUUAAUGUUGCUUUGAUGUGGGAGUAUAAUCAGAAGAGGAGCACAGAGACGUCUGUAUCUACUUAAGCAACCUGCUAACAUCUGACGUCCACUUUUUUUUUUUUGAAGAAAAGCCUGUUGUGGCUCACCCUUUAGUAGUGGUAUAAAGGUUUCGACUUUCAGUUUAUGUGUCAGUGUUUUAUCCGCCCUUUCCUAGUGUGUCUCGUGGAUACCCCGCCUCCACUAUUCAGUGAGAGCGUUCUUCAGACAGACUGCAGUUUUGCAAAUUUUCCAUUACUACUUGUGUCUGGAGGUAAAGAAGAAAGGGGUUGUGGUGGGGAGAGGAAGUGUCUGAUUUGUACAGGAAGCGUCUAUCUUGAAAACUACUUUGCAGAGGUCGUGUGGAAACCCUGCAAGAAAGGAAUAAGGUUGAAGCCAGAAGCAAAGAGUUGGGGGAGGCUGUUUACAAAACAGGAUAAACAUAAAUUAAAGUAAUAGGUACAAAAGGAGACAGGCAUGCAGGAAGAAGGGGAAAUGAUGCAAGCAACAUUCAGAAGAAAAAAAAACACCAGAGAUGGGGAGAGGGGAAUUUUAAGGGAAUUCUGUAGGGCUGGCUUCCUCUUUCCACUCUUAAUAGUAUGUCUGUCACUUCUGGAGUUUUUGGUAAACUUAAAUUUUUUGACAACCUUGCACCUCUUGGCUUCCUCAGACUGAAACUAGCAGGGUCAGGCUACAUGAUCCUUGUACAAACAUCUCAUUUGGGGGCAUAAGAAACCACUGGUGGGUUUCAGUAUCAGGAGGAAGUGUUUUGCAGCUGGGACAGUGGAUGUAGGGAGAUGUGUUUAUGAUCACAAUCAUAUCGCUGACCCUCUUGCAACAACCACCACCACCACCUGCUUCAGGAGUCAUCACUAGCAGGCACAGGUGUCGAUGAUGUUCGAGUGUUUGAUGAGCGAAGAUGAGGAUGAGUGGGAGGGAGGUGCCAUGCGGGACUCUUAUCAAGGUGUGGGUCAACGCUUUGGUCUGGAGCCAGACCUUUCAGAUGCCGAGUUUCAGCUUCGUCUAGAGGAGUUAAAGGAGGCACUGAAGAAGGAGAUCCGCAAGGAAAUGAAGAUAAAGGAAGGAGCAGAAAAACUGCGUGAGGUUUCCACAGACAAGAAGUCACUCUCCAAUGUCAACAGUAUCGUGAAGAAGGCCAACACCAAGUUGCAGCAGCUGCACCAAGACCUGCAGGAAGUCAACACCUUUCUCUUGCUCACCAACAGUACGCAGGAUAUUUCCACAGAGAGGAUGAAGUCACCAGAGAAGGCAGGGGAUGCCGUGGAUAGUAAUGGAGGAAAUCAGCGUUUGGCUUCACUGCAGAAGCAGCUAGAUAUUGAGAACAAGGUGAAGCAAGGUGCAGAAAACAUGAUUGCCAUGUACAGUUCUGGGUCUUCCCGUGACAAAAAACUACUGGCAGAGGCACAGCAGAUGCUUGCAGAUGCUCGGACAAAGAUAGAGAUCAUUCGCAUGCAAAUGUUGAAGGCUAGUCAGGACAUUUCGUCAAGCACCACUGAAGCUGAUGGUUCACGUUGUGAGAUACUUUCUCCCUUGGAAUUGAGAAUAGAAGAGCUGAGACAUCAUCUGAAGAUUGAAUCAGCUGUGGCUGAAGGUUCAAAAAAUGUCAUUCGCACAUUACAGAAUUCAAAAAUAGAAGACAAGAAAGCAUUGAAAGAGGCUCAGUCAACACUGUGCGAAUCGUCCCAGAAAAUGGAGUUAAUACGAAUGUCACUGGAGAAACGACUUCUGGAACUGGAGCCUGAUACAAGCAAGUCGUCUAAAGUUCAGACUUUGAGGCGAGAGCUGGACGACUUGCUGAACACCACCUACAGUAGCUCUGCUUCACACCGCCUCAGUAACCAGCCACCAACCCCCCGUGCAGCCAACACUUUCAGCAAAGCAGCUGCAGUGACAGGCAAGCUGGAAGUGAGAUUAGUAGGGGUUCAAGGUCUUCUGGAAGAUAUUCCCAUACGGCGGAAAGACAGCAUGUCAUUGUGGAUGGCCUCCCCUGGGGAAAGUCGAAGUCUUCUUCGACGUGGUGGCACCAAAGUGUACAACGUUAAGGAUGAGUUGUCCAAUGAGGUAAUGGCCAUUCUACGACUUGAUAACCAGCAGGUGGCACAAACCUCCUGGAAACCUAACAGUCAGCAGUGCUGGGAUCACAGGUGUUCCAUCGACUUAGACCGGUCACGAGAACUGGAGUUGUCAGUCUACUGGCGAGACUGGCGGCAGAUGUGUGCAACAAAGUUCCUGAGGCUAGAAGACUUUCUAGACAACCAGCGGCAUGGUUUAACGAUACACUUAGAGCCACAAGGCAUAUUAUUUGCAGAGAUUACAUUUUUAAACCCCACCUUGUCGCGUAAACCAAAGCUUCAAAGACAACGGAAAAUCUUUCCAAAGCACAAAGGAAAGAAUUUUCUGCGACCCAAUCAGAUGAACAUCAAUGUUGCUACAUGGGGACGUUUGAUCAAACGAGCCUUACCACAGAAUGGAGCUGACACUAAUAAUAGUUCUCCACAAAUUACCUCUCCUGGAAUAAUGUCAGCUGAUCGGGGCCCUCCAGUUUCUCAGAUAAGUUUUGAAGCUCCACCACUUCCAGAAAAGAUUCAUCGUCAUGCUGCUGAUGAUGUGACGUCUACGGCUAGGGAGAGGCAAGCUACCUCCCAAGAGCGAGAAAUCCAGCAAGCACUUUCCAAAUUUGACUUCCUGCCAGAAGAGCUCAUCACGCCGAACACCUCCUCCAUCAACCUGGACCUGGAUGUCAUCACUGCUCCCCCUUCCAUAUCCACAGCAGAUGCCACCUCCACCACUUCCUCCAGCCAUGCUGAUGUCCCUUCCCAACAGAUAACCACGGCAGAUGUAAAGUCUGUGGUACCCACCAUUCCACGCCAGAAAUCACCACCUCAACAGAAAUCAUCUCCAUCCUUGCCUGUUACACCUCUUCCAUCAGAAAAAACAAGGCCAGCACCCUUACCUCCCUCAACAUCAGAGUCCUUGUUUGCAGGACAACCCUGUUGUAUGGAUGACUUCCGACCUAUAAGUGUUUUGGGUCGAGGCCACUUUGGAAAGGUCCUGCUGACUCAGUAUCGCAGAACUAAUGAGUAUUUUGCCAUCAAAGCUUUGAAGAAAGGUGACAUCAUAGCCCGAGAUGAAGUAGAAAGCUUGAUGUCUGAGAAGCGCAUUUUUGAAGUUAUUAACACCAUGCGUCACCCUUUCCUUGUCAACCUCUUUGCCUGCUUCCAGACGGCAGAGCAUGUAUGUUUUGUCAUGGAAUAUGCCUGCGGUGGUGACCUCAUGAUGCAUAUACACAGUGACGUCUUCACGGAGUCGCGGACUGUCUUCUAUGCAGGUUGUGUGGUACUUGGUCUGCAGUACUUACACGAAAACAAGAUUGUUUACAGGGACCUCAAGCUGGACAACCUGUUGCUGGAUGCUGAAGGCUACCUCAAGAUUGCUGACUUUGGUUUGUGCAAAGAGGGCAUGGGGUUUGGAGAUAGGACCAGCACUUUCUGCGGAACACCUGAAUUUUUGGCACCAGAAGUGCUGACAGAAACAUCCUACACCCGUGCUGUAGACUGGUGGGGUCUUGGGGUACUGAUCUAUGAGAUGCUGGUUGGCGAGUCGCCAUUUCCUGGUGAUGAUGAAGAAGAGGUAUUUGACAGCAUAGUCAAUGAGGAGGUGCGCUACCCACGAUUCCUUUCUACAGAGGCCAUUGCCAUCAUGCGUCGGCUAAUGCGCCGUAAUCCCCAGAAACGAUUAGGAGCCAGUGAACAGGACGCUGAGGAUGUAAAACGACAGUCUUUUUUUCGGAGCUUAGUGUGGAAUGACUUGCUGACUAAGAAAGUGAAGCCACCAUUUGUUCCUACUGUGAAAAACAUGGAGGAUGUCAGUAACUUUGAUGAAGAAUUCACUUCAGAGCGACCUGUUCUUACUCCGCCCAAAGAGCGCAGACCUCUGAACCCGGAUGACCAGCAGUUGUUCCACGACUUCUCCUACAUUGCUGAGUGGUGUUGAGCUCGCUGUGCAGAUAGCCUAGAGACGCUUCUUGGCACAUGGCUGUGCAUUUCAGAGAUGGGAAGUUUCCAAGCCCAGGGGUAGAACCGUCACAGUACAUGCAUCCUGUGUUCACGGGCCAGUCUAAUGUAACACAAGACAUUCACUUCCUUGGUAGGGUCUGAUUCUGUGCAUUAGGUUUAUUUCAGGCGCCAUACAACUCAUUUCAGGCAGUUAGGGUAUCAAACAGUGGCUGUUUAGUGAGGAGAGAAUGGCUGCCAAGUCGACACAAUGCCUUUUGCCAUUCCUUUAUUAGUCAUUCAUGGACCCAAGGUAACAGUUCAGAAGUGCAUAAACACUUUACCAGGGUUGAUGUGGUCAGUAAUGCAUCAGAUAACACCGAUAGCAAUAUACGUGUUCCAGUAUAUCAAGUCUUUAACUUCUUUGGGUUCCUUGUAACAGAGGAUACACAAAUGUUACACGUCAACACAAGAUCAUCACACAGAAACAAUCCUUAUCUGGCAGACUGGUGUUAUGCAUUUCAAAAGACCAUCUCUACCUGUGAACAAAUCUUAUCAUUGGUGGGGAUACUUGAAGUCAGUGUGUCCGAACUAUGUCACAUUGCUUUUCUACAACAGUGUGUUCAUGUACAUGUGGAGGUGUUUGUUAACAAGUGGGCUUGUGGCAUGGAAGGAACUGAGCUGUGUGCAACAACCUGCUUGUGCCUUUUCACAGCCCCUAGUGAUUUUACAUGUAGGGCAAGUUUCAAGAACACUGCAAUAUAAUAAUUGUUGUGAAAUAGGCUACAAGGAUUGUUUGAUUUUGUCAUGUGUGGCAUGUGAGUUAAUCAUAGAAUGCUGGGCAUAAUUUUGCAAGUCAUCUAACAGGCCUCUACAAAAACUCUCUGUGUAAAUUUAUGAACAUGUAAACAUUAAUUUCCUGAAUUUUGUGGGAUACACUGCCAUGCACCUUUUUUUUUUUAUUUUAUUUUUAUUUUAUUUUUUUUUUUUUUUCAUCUUUGAUUCUCAGUACUUUAAUUUUUAUGUUACUGUUUCCAUGAUGAUUUUCACAACUGGUAAAGGGGGGUAAGUGUCCAGUUUUACAUUUCUUUUUAGAAGAAUUUAUCUUUUAAGUUUUGGUUUCAUAUUGACCCUCAUCUGAGUCAGCUUCUUUUGCACCAGUUUUGUAUAUAUAUAUAUGUUUCUCGUUAAGGUAAGUUUUAGUCCUAUGAAAGUGCAAUUCACAGUAGGUAAAAAAGCAACAACAAUCAAAGUAAGACAUUUUAAUGAUUUCAAAGCACUUCAUUGUCAUGUCCUUGUGUUUUGAUGUGGAAGAACAAAGGAGGCAAACAAUGAAUGCCUUGAAAGAAAUCAGUUGUUAGCAAUAAAAUUAACAAUAAAGCUGUAGAUAAGUAAGAUAACGGCGCUUGUCUCUGUUCUGUGGGGCUAAUAAUCUUUGAUUGGUACUGUUUUUUAGUGGGGUAAAAAUUGGAUAAUUCAGCACUUUUGGUAUAGAGAUCUGUGUUAUUUCUGUUUUGACUUUUUUUUUUUUUAAGUAAAAAACCUCAGAGUAAAGCUUUUUGCUUCAUAAAUCAAAACUUAAAAUUGUGAAGGUUACAUUUAGUAUUCUGGAGAACAAGCAAAAAUUAAAUUAACAAAUGGGAAAAGAAAUGUGAAAUGAUCAUAGUGCUGUGGUUUUCAAGACAAUGUGUUGUCAUGCUUUUGCAAAUAGCUUUCAAUGAAAUGCCAUGGGUUUUUUUUUUUUUUUUCUUUUUUCGUGACUCAUUUUGUCAUUCCUUUCCUGCUAUGUUUGAACAAAUCUUGCUGGAAAACUAGUAGGAGGUACUAGGAGAGGUUCGGUUUUGUUGUACAGCUAUAUAAAUAAAAGGAAUAAAGGUUCAGUAUGUGUUUACCACCCUUAUAGGUACACUCCCUGUAAGAUCUGCCCAUUUAGAAUAGUUGUGAAUUAUUUUUGUAAUCACAUUAAUAAUUGAAGUGUUGGUGUCUCCAUUAUCUGCUCAGAGAAAUUGCCUGCUCACAUUUUUACAGCGGUUGAUGACAUAACGGUAUAUGCUACUUGGCUUUGGUUGGAAUGCAUGUGUUGGUGUGUGUUUGUGAGAGAGAAUUUAAUGGAAGGAGAGACUUACAUAUUAGACCUGCUGAAUGCAUGGGACAGGUAGUCAUUAUUUUUCGGUAUUUUGAACUCAUUUCAUUCUGUAAAGGAAUCAUUUCAUUAUAUAGCAGCAUACCCUAAUUUUUGGUUUUGUGGAACACAGGUAUAGAAGCUAUUAAUGGUCAUUGUAUUUCGUUAUAAAACAGUUGCCUGAUUUUUAAAAAAAUCUGAAUGCUACAUUUUUGAAGUGUGUGGGAAGUUGCCAAACUGUAAGCACGAAUCUGCAUGAUGUGUGUCAUAUUUGCCUCUGGUGGAAGGGGUCAUGUGAAGGUGUUCAAAGGUUAGUUUCAGUGAUAUUUUUCCUUCUGUGUUCUUUUAGGCAUUAUCAGUCAGAUGUCAGGUUGAGUGGAAUGCUUGUCAUUGUUUUCAAGAGUUUUUGUAGAAGUUACUUGUGGGAGAAUUUCCAAGGAAGGUUGUGUGAGUGUAAGAGAAAAAUGAGUGCAGUUUAUUGUUUGCAGAAGUUGAGUUCUAUACAUCCAUUAAUAUUGUGCAUUCACAUUUCAUUUAUUUCUGAUUGGAUCAUAGAUAAAUAAAAAUAAUGUAAUGCAUGAUAAUACAGCAUUCUUGCUUGAUAGAAGAUGUAGCUUGUGCACAGUUGAUUGAUAAAUAUUUUUAAAAAAUAGAUUUGAGGGAGAUGUUAUCUGUACUUUGUCUAAAAGUAAUGUAUGCUUGCACUGAAUGGGAAAAAGGAAAGUUAUUAAUGAGGAAGUACUGUUAUUAAUUCUGAUUGUUCAGUUUUUGUGUAAAUAUUGUGUCCUACCCUAUUAAAAAGUACACUUUGCACAAGGAUGAAGUGUGGGAUGCUUUUAGUAAAAUUGACAGGUUUGGAAAAAAAAAGUGGGGGACAUGCCCCUCCAAACAUUUUUCAAAAACUAAAAAUUUGUUUUUCAAUAAAAUAAAAGAUGGUGUAACAGUUAAUAAACAACCAAUUUUGCUGUGUGGAAUUGGUCAGUAUUAUUUGUAGAUUAUUAUGUAGAUGAAAUACUUUAAGGGCUGUUUCUUUUGAUGCUUUAACAAGGUAAAGACAGUUUUGGUAGCUUUAAAUAGUAUAUACCCAUAUAUCGUUACUGGCUAAGUAAUAUCAGUCCCUUGCAUCUAAAGACAAAUAUUCAAAGAAGACAGUUCUUUUUUAUUAUGUGCACCACACAUUAAUAACAUGAUUUAUUGCUAGACUUGUCCAGCAGUCAUACAGUGUACAAAUAUUGUGAGUGGUAAAAUACUUAAAAAUGGCCAUUACCAAAAGAUAAAACAAUAUCUGUGAUAAUCAAGCCCAUACAUUAUCUAGUCUGUCAGGACGGGCUGUCCGUGGGGAGUUAAUAAUGACACGGAGAGGAGAAGAUUUCAACAUGCAUGUGCCAUUGAGAAAAAGAGAUGACAAGAUUUACACAACUAGAUGUUGAUGUGUACCCUACAACUUACAAGUAUUUGCAUACCUUUUGGUCCUGUCCAGAAAUUUUUCAUGCCAAAACAACAUUGAAAGUUACCAGCAGAGAAAAUGGACAGAUCAAAGUAUAAUAAGUUUUUGUAAAUAAUUUUUACUGAUUACAUACCACACUUCAAACAUCUUUACAUAAAGUGAAAGUUUUUGAGAUUCGAACCUAAGCAUAUAACAUCAAAGUAAGAGUGGAUUUGUUGAUUUUGAACUUUGUCUAAAGACACACUGAAAGACUAUUUUAGUUUUCUGGUGGGUAAGGUUAAGCUUCAUUAGUUCUGUAGACAAUAGUAUAUGAACCACAGAUGCUCUGGAGACAGAAAUUAUUUCUUGAACUGAAAUCUGGCGAUCAUUUAAAAUUUCCCCCCCCCCACCAACAUAACAGUUGCACAUGAGAAACAUGCACCCUGCUGCUUGCAUGGCGAGUUGUAACAGUUGUUUUUAAAGAUGAAUAUGUAGAUCGUGUGCGUGUAUAGUUGCAUGUAUAUCAUAUCUAUAUAUACUUGGUGAUAACCAAGCAUUUUUCUGGCACGUAACUCAAACCUUAAGUGUCAUCUCAAUAAAGUGAUUUGCUGAAA
This is a messenger RNA of Pomacea canaliculata, 8773 nucleotides long. RefSeq names its product serine/threonine-protein kinase N2-like. Gene Ontology annotation, biological process: protein phosphorylation; signal transduction. The coding region runs from base 1490 to 4612 and encodes 1040 amino acids. Gene Ontology annotation, molecular function: small GTPase binding; protein serine/threonine kinase activity; ATP binding. The transcript is spliced from 22 exons. The record is from RefSeq and is a predicted model, not a curated record. Lineage: Eukaryota; Metazoa; Mollusca; Gastropoda; Architaenioglossa; Ampullariidae.